Molecule: messenger RNA, 342 nt
Organism: Mesoplodon densirostris (Blainville's beaked whale)
Lineage: Eukaryota; Metazoa; Chordata; Mammalia; Artiodactyla; Ziphiidae
Product: large ribosomal subunit protein eL42-like
Biological process (GO): translation
Cellular component (GO): ribosome; cytosolic large ribosomal subunit
Molecular function (GO): structural constituent of ribosome
Source: RefSeq, a predicted model, not a curated record
AUGGUGAACUUUCCUAAAACCCGUCAGACUUUCUGUUAGAAGUAUGGCAGGUACCUCUCCCAGAACAAGAAGGGCAAGGACUCUCUGUGUGCCCAGGGAAAGCAGCAUUAUAACAAGAAGCAGAGUGGCUACGGUGGGCAGACUAAACUGAUUUUCCAGAAGAAGACUAAAAUUACCAAGAAGAUUGCGCUGAGGCUUGAAUGCAUUGAGCCCAACUGCAGGUCUAGGAGAACGCUGGCUCUUAAGAGGUGCAAGCAUCCUGAACUGGGAAAAGAUAAGAAGAGAAAGGACCAAGUGAUCCAGCUCUCAGCUUCGUAUCCUGUUUCAUUCCAAAGACAAUAA